AUGGGAAUAUGGCUUUGGAUAGCACCAGGAGUGUUUAAGGUUAACUGUUAUUCUGGUAAUGAUGUUGAAUAAAUGUACCAUACGGAAAAAGCAAGCCUUUCUGGAGGAUCUAUAACUGGUUUACUGUAAAGUAAUUAGGACAAUUAGGGGCCUUUUUUCAGUGUCAAGUUUUAUAAAGCUCGAAAUGUUAAUUUUGUUGAACUGGUAUUUAUAAAAUGAACGUCAACUUAUUCAGUGCAUUGUAGAUACUGAAUAAAAAAUUGAACCGAAUCAGUUUUAGUUGAUAAUUUCUCGAUAAGCAUGAAAAUGGAGAUUUACGCAGAAUUAAAGUUUGCGUAAACCUGCGUAAAGUUGGUCAUCCAACUUUACGCAAACUUUCCACGGCGCGUAAAGGUUUGUAAAGGUAAAUUUACGCGCUCGGCUCUUAAAGUUUUCGUAAAGCUAGCAUAAAGUUGUUGUAACAGCUUUACGCUCAUUUACGCUACAUGUAAAGGUUUAGUAAGGUUGUCAUAUAAUGCUACCUUCCUAAUGAGGAAUUUAUUCCCGGCACUGUUUUUAGUAAGUCGUUUGUUUCCUGACACUAGUUCGCAUAGUUUUUUUGAUCACUCAAGACAUUUGAUGUUAUCGAUGUUGGUGUGCGAUGUAAACAAGCCAGCCACGCAAAUUGUUUUUUUUUGGGCGGUGCAAACGACUUAAUUCGUACCCGUUCAAAAAUGACGCUGAAAAGAAAAUCCUGCCAGCAGAGUUCAUGCAAAGAUAUAACUUGCGACUGUGCGGCAAUUUUCGAAAAACGGCAUAUCUGUCGCGGCAAACACAAUAGCCUUCAAUACUCAGUAGGUAUUGCCUCAUUGAUUUCAGUCAGUACAGUAUAACUGUGUUUGAUAGUACAGUUUGUUGCAGUUUUAAGCUCACCAAAUUCCAGAAAAAAUUGAGGUAGUAUCAUGUUAUAUUGAGUCGAACCUCGGAUCUAACGGCCACCUGUUCCUUAACGGUCACCUCUCCACACGGGCCAUUUUUUUUUUUUUGGCGGACGGUCCAUACAUGACAUACAUUCACUCUUCUUUCAACCUCUCUACAAUGGCCACUUUCUUCGAUGUCCCUAAGGUGGCCGUUGUAGAGAGUUUCAAAUUUAAUUUGAUCAAAUUGAAAUAACUGGAAAAAUAAAGAAAAAAUAUCGCCGCGCAAAAACGGCGAGUUUUACUUAAAGAAAGAACGCAUUACCUAGAGUGAAAGAACGCAUUCACAAAUUACUCUGACUAUUUUACAUUCAACGGAGUACUGGCUUCAUUGUUGAAUCUCCUUUAUCACUUCCUUAUUUUAAGUCCGCGGACUUCAGUUUUGGGAACGGGCAAUUUAUUGAAAGAAAGGGGCCUGGAAACAAUACAGUGAAGGGACAGCUGGUCAGCGGGCUUGUUCCUUUGCACAUGCUCAAUCGGGUUCGUUGAUUUGGCGUCCAUUUUGAAAGUGUCAAACGGUUUCAAACUUGCUUCUUUGGAAGUUUGGAGAUCGUUCAUACAUAAUUAUGCUUCUUGAAAGCAUCACAGGACAUCUUAAGGUUGUUAGAAAUUAUUAUUGCACUAUCAGCCUUUAGUAAUCGAUCACUUCUCAAGUGUAAAGCAACCCUUUCGGGACGAGAUGGAGACAGAAACAUCCUGUGAAGCGCAAGCAUUAACACUGGAAUGUUCACAACACAGACCAAGACUGUAUUACUAAGGCUCUUCGACACUCAAGAUUUCACUGAAAAGAGCAGAUAGUAAGGCAAGGUAAGUUGUCCUGGCUCGCCUUUUCUCUAACUUUUUAAGCUUAAUUCCAAACUUGUUUAUGAUGAGUUCCAAUGACUGUGUCAAGUAUUCAGUAACUAACAUUUCAGUGAGUAAUGAAACCAGCAUUAACCGUUUAAAGUAAAUUAUAACUAAACAGGUGUAUUUAUUUGGCAUAACCUUUCAAUACUAAACAAGCAACGAGACCAUGACGAUGAAGAUGAUAAUGUAAAAUUAUGUAAAGACUUUAGGGGUCUGAAGGAGUAGAGUUUCCUUGUUUUGUACUGGAAAAUAGGAGUUUGGUCACUGGUACUGGGAAUUACUAAAAGAAAUGGAAUUAAGAAAGAACAUCUGUAUAAACUAAGCUUGCAUGUAAUGUGAUACAAACAUUCUUAUGAAAAUUUUCACAGACUAUGGAAGAACUAAUAAACAGAAGAGAAAGGUGUUAACAAGUGUUGAAUUUACAAAUAGGCAAAGAUAAUCUAGUCUGGUUCUAUAUUUUCAUGCGUCAGUUAAUAAGAAACCCAAGCUUCCCAAUUCCCCGGGCAGUCAUAGCGAACAAAACCUCUCUGCAAUCCAGGUCAUAAGUAGUGAAUAAUUUAACAGCAUGCGUGUAUUUUUUGAAGCAGAUACAAAAGUGUAUUUAUGAUUUUAAAUUACGUGGGUUUUAACUUAAAUGAACAGAGAAUGAAUAGACAUUUUCAUGAGUCUUUCAAUGCAUAGCUAAUGCAGACCAUGAUUGAAUUAGAAUGUAUUUUCAUGUAAGUGCCGACAUAGUUGUUAACAUCUUCAGAGUUUCAUACCUUUAUCUGCAGUUCAAAGUAUGAUUCAUUUCAUAUAUUACCGGUACCAUUCAUUUCAAUCUUUACUGUGCACUGCUCUUAUGAAAUUAUAUUAUGGUUCUUGAGAGGAUACAGUGCAGUACAUACUGUCAGGAAAUUAAAUGCCUUACUUUUUGGGAAGCAAAGCACACAAUCAUGUUAGAAACUAGAAGUUGUUCUAUUUGCACCAUAGUUGUGUCAUUAGUAAAUCUAAGUUUUAAGGAAAAUAAAAUUUAAAGAAACAAGUUGUUGCCCGUCGGGCAAGUUAAGUUCAAAAUUCACUAGCUCGAUAGCAAAAUUCGCUAGCCCCGGGCUAUCGGACACUACUUUCUUUGCACGCUGCUUACUCUCUAAUAAUAAUAAUAAUAAUGUACAUCCAGUAGUUUUUCAGAGCACUUUACAACAAUAUUAAUGGAGGAUACUUUUGUAAAAAUGCAUACAUGAAAAUAAAAAAAAAGAUAUACAUUGUAAAACAUUGAACUCUAAUAAUAUAAUAAACCAUUAUUAAUAAAUUUAACAUAUAUAUAUUAUGCUUCAGUCAGUCUCCCUAUUAAUCACUCAACAUCAAGGAGGGUUCUAAAUGUCAAUAUUAUUGCUUUUAAGCAAAGCCUUUAACUCAUAGUAGUCAAACAUUUUGAAUCUUUAACAGUCAGAUGAAUGUUAUUCAGUUGUGUGAAUUUGUAGACAUUGAACUCAUUUGCUGCUCAGGUUUUGCUCUGUUAUCAGUUCCCUUGUGGAAAAUGCCUUAUCAUUUUUUCAAAUUUUUAGUCUUGGUUUGUGAAAAGAGCCAUGUGGGGAACCCUCUGUCAUGUAAAAUUGUGCUGAUUGUAGUAAUUUGGCCAUAAGUGCAGAAAAAAAUAUUAUUAAGUAAUAGCAGGCGGUGUCGUCUGGCAACUUAGGGGGUGUUUACAUGACACCGGGUUCGACUUUCGCCCCGGAGCGAGUUCACUCCGGUUCCCUCUCAUGGCUCUAUAUUUGUUUACAUGAUACCACCACAAAAUGUCAUGCCGGCGCGAGUCACCCCAGAGUGAGUUCACCCCGGUUCUUGUACCGGGGCAAUAAUUUCACUCUGGUACGAAAUCUCGCAGCGGUAUCAUGUAAACGCGAAAAGACCACCCGUUUCAGUGUGAAAUCAGUCUACCGGUGGACUGGAAUAGGUAGCGCAUGCAUAAUGUUUGCGAUUUUGAAUCACACGUGUAUUUUAUCAAAAUGAAGUGUACCUUCAAAUAACGAGAUAUGAAAUGACUCAGUCAUAAUGUAAACCCAAUGCAAAAUCAAAAAGUCAUGCCGGUAUGGGACUCGCGCCAGUGCAAUUUUUCUCAUGUAAACACCCCCUUACUGUACAUGUACUUGUGCCUUUAGUGCCCGAUUAAGUGUAUUAUCACUAGCCUACAAGUAAUCUGUGUAGUUUACUCAAAUAAUACUUGCUUUCUAUUUAUUCAGCAGAUCAGCCUGGUAUGGGAUGUUGGUGACAGAAAGUCCUCUCAAAGCAAACAGGAUUAAUACAUGUUAAUUACAAGCUUUAGUCUUGUAAAGUGGUUCCAUGGCUGUCACUAAGGGCCAUAAACCAGACUUUAAAUUGGCUACUUUGAGCCCAAUACUUUGCUAUUUUGAGAGGAAACGAAAGGAUAAUUUAUUAAAACAUAAACAACUUACCACCCUUUCAUUGUCCCACUCACUAAUUUCAUUUACUCUCUAAUAACUUGCAAUUUCAGUGACAGCCUUGUGCAUCUAACUUUUACAUCAUCAGUUUAUGAAAAUGAUUUGUUAUUUGGAUUUUUUUGUUAAAUUUGACUGAGAACACUUCUGGGAGUGAAAGGACUAAGUCAAGAAACCAUUAAUGAUAUACAUGUAUUAGGCUUUCAGUCUUUUUAUUUCUUAUCUAAGAUUGUUUAAGCUUUUUAUUUGAAUUACCGGUAUGCUAAAUUAUACUAAAUAUUUUCAUUUUGGAAGAGACCAUUUUGACCCACCUUUACAUUAAUUUGUGUGUUAGAGUUGCUGUUUUUUAUCAAAAUUUGACUUCAUCAGUUUUCUUGUACCUUACAUGUAAAUACUAAUAAUUAUUUUAAACUAUAAAACAUCUUAAUUUGGUAUAAUACUAAGUUAAGAUGAUUUUUUUUUAUUUUUUGAGAAGACUGUUUUGACCCAUUUGAAAAGUUUAUAUUCACUGUAUCUUCUUAUUUAAACCUUACUAAGGUGUUGGAAAAUUUUUCGUUUUUUUUAAUUUUUAAUGUAAUGACAAAGAUGCUAACACAGAAAUAAAUCAUGUUAUAUUUAGAAAAUUCUGUUUUAGAGUAUCAGUGUGUUUUGUUUUUUAAAACCUUGUAAGAUUACUCUUUUCGGGACGACACUGUCUUAAAGAAUGCUAUUCGUAUUUGCAACUUUUGCAGUUACAACAAUGUAGCAUACCUGGCGAUUUUCAUGGGAUUUGAAAUGUAAAAAUAAAGAUAGGCAAUUUGAAAAUUGGUUAUAGUAAUGCAAAAUUGCAAACGGAAAGGGGCCCUAAAUUUUCAGCUACUACUCCUUUGCAAGUCCGCGUAACGCGUAAAAGGAUUGUCUAAAUAAGAUCUUUACACCAACUUUACGCUUCAAUUACGCUGGUUUAAGUCUCUGCUUUAAUGCGCAUUUACACCAACUUUACGCAGACCUUAAACUGUCUCUUUACGAUACCUUUACGCAUGUGCGUAAAGGUAGCGUAAAGUUCGACUUUACGUGGCGUAAAUGGGUCGUAAAGUUACGUAAAUGAGAACUUUACGCCAGCUUUACGCCACCAUUACGCUCACUUAAAUUUCUUUUUUCGUGCUGUGACAGAUUUUCGUCAAUAAGCACUCCAAGAUUAUUAAUAUUAGUAAUUAUUGAUAUUAUCAAUGUUGUUGUUAUUAUUAUUGUUGUUGUCGCUGUAAUUCAAUGUUAUUUUAAUUGUGCCCCCGCAGGGAUUUCGCCGAGAAGGCGAAGUCCCAAGGAGGCACUCUAGUAACUCGGCGCGCGUAUAUUAAGGGAGUACUUACAGUUGAAAUAUACAGUCAUACAUUCAAUACAGAAAAAAAUCUCGAUUUGCUUGAACAGGGGCCGCAAGGAAUCGAUAGGUAAUGAUGACGUUUCUAUAAUUUGCGCCCGCAAGUACGAAAUGGUCCGCUUAGGUAGAUUUUGUGACAUUUAUUGUGCAAUCAUACUUCGUUACGUGUUAUCAGUGACAUUCUGCGGAGCAGUUGUUUUGAAAGUUAUAGACCAAAAGACACUCGUUAAGCGCAGAUGAAGUUAUAAGGCGCGUACUGUGUAUAUAUAAACAAUUGGAGAGUUUGCCAGACACGAGUUUACAAAUCUUUGAUUGGAAACCUUGCCAGACACUCUUUCUCUCUUUUUGACCGGAAUAAAACUCAGCCCCAAACAAGCAAGAAGAGUGAGCGACGGCUAGCUUAUCACUAGAAGAACGAUGGACGAUCACUGAAAUUCACCGACAAUCAAAUUCUGUGCUGACUUAUUCCCUGCUCAUAGAUGUCCAUCCGCUAUAAAGUUUAAAAUAAGACUAGAAUGCGCGAGCGUGAAUUGAUCAAACGUCCUUUUAAUUUCAAAGGCUUACUUUCCGGCAAACAAAAUGAACCGAAUGUAAAAAGUGAAAGUAAAAUAGCGAAAAAUUCAACUUCUAAUUAAAUCUUUUCAUAUGGUUUAGAAUAAACUAGGAUAAACUAUUCUCGAAACUGAGAAUGUUUUGAUCAAAGCUGUGUAAAUCGAACUGAAACUGCGCAUGGAACCUUGCCGGUUUCCUGUAUUUAUCUCACCUAUUGCAUGGAAUAUGUGUGAAAAUCUUCAUUAUGAAUCGGUAUAUUUCAAAGAGCUACACAAUUAACGAGCAAGAAUACUAUUGACCGACAAUAUACAGAGCGGGGCCAGCUGUAGUGUCAACUAUUACUAGCAGAAGCAUAUAAUCCCUAUAUGCUUCUGUUAGUAGUUAUUACUAUAGUACCGAUAAAAGCCAUAAGAAAAUUAAUUUUUUCUAUAUUUUUAGGAUUCCUGGGGCCAGGAAUUCCGCUUGGUACUACUUGAUUCCGAGGGAACUGGCUCUGUUGAUGGUGAAGGUUAUGAUGACAACCAGAUUUUCACCUUGACGGUUUUACUGGCGUCGAUUUUAAUAUACAAUUCGCAUGACGUUCCUAGAAGGAGAGAUCUUGAGGAGCUAAAGUAUCCUCUUGACUAUUUCUAAAGCAUGUUGUCAUUGAAUUAUGCAGAGUGUGAUUAGAUGAGAAGAAUUUGCAGAUCGAGGAGAAUGAUAACAGAGUAUAACAACCUUCGAGAUCUGCAUGAUCCUUUACAUCAUACGAGGGCCGAAUUCAAUUACCUUAUUAUAGGAAAUUAACGCUUCAUGAAAUUAAGGUAUUGGAAAUCAGCGCGACUUAAAUUAACGCGAAUUUAAUGGAAAAAGACUUUCGAAUAAAGAAAAUUAACGCGAAAGAGGAGGUAGAAUUUCAUAAUAAAGGAAAUUAACGCGAUUAAGACACAGUUGGUGGUGACAACUGGAACAAAUUUCUUUCAGCACAGGAUGCAAAAAAAUUCAAAGCAGAACAAAACUGAGCGGACAUCACUUCUGACAGCGACAACGACAAAGACGAACUCGAAAUAUUGUAAACCUUCGCCUUAGCUUUUGUGAAGGAUGAAAAAUAAAGGGUAAAUGGAAAGAAAGAAAGCUUCUAGUUAAUGUUUUUCAGGUGUCAUGAAUGUGUGGACAUGUUCCAAAAUUGCGGUUAAAAUACUGGAAAUUAAGAGCGCGGAAAUUAACGCUGCACUUAAUUAACGCUCAACAAAAUUAACGCGACUUAAAUUAACGCGAAUUUUAACGAUUCGCGUUAAUUUCAUGGAGCGUUAAUUUCCUAUAAUAAGGUAUUGUUUUAUUAUUCAUUCUAACCACCUCUAGUACCUUGACAUAAAGAAAUCUUACCUCCUGGCGGUAAGGUUUACCGCUUUACCUGUUUUUCGGGACGUUUUUUUUCUUUGAGAUACGUUGUUGAAAAGUGAUGAGACGUCAUUCAUUGAGAAAUAUUUUCGCGUAAUAUUGCAUUUCUGCCAUUCAUUUUUAGUCAGAAAUUCGGCUAUUUUAUCUCAUUUAUUUAUUGACACCACCUCUUCAUAUACGUUUGACAGUCAUUGUGAGAUAGAAAAUUUUGUACAGAAUAUUUUCCCUUGAUGUUUGAUACGUCUUUAGACAAAGUCCUAGAAUUUGGUGUGACAUUUUGCCCCCCCCCCCCCCCACCCUCUUCCUCACGGCUAAAUUACGCGAGUUUCUAAAUAAAUUUGAGCCAAUCUGUGGAAAAAGCAGACAAAAUUGCAAAUUCGAGGAGGUAACUCUAAGGGAAAGCAAAUUGGCUCUCCUUUCCCAUAAGAACUUCUGAUCUUAUGUAAAGGAACUUCAAUCCAGGAGGAACCUGUUUAUUUCUAUAUAUGCAAGAAACAUAGAAAAACCGAUCUCAAGCACCAGACAGGUAUGGAACUCGAUCAUGAUUAGCCUUUGCAACACAUACCAAAAUAAAAGCCUCACUGUCCGUUUUUUUGUAAUAUGUAGAUUUGAAGGGACAAAAGGUGUAUUCGUGCUGUGCUAUAGCAGAUUUCUUGGUAGAUUACUUUCAUCUGCCGAAUGGUUCAGUUUUAUGCUACUAUUAUGGUAACGUACUAAGAAUCGUUUAUUUUAACAUGUUCCUUAAAGAUCCAAACCCUUUUGAGCCAGCCCACCCUAAGCCUUAUCUUUCAAGCAAGGCAAUCAUAACAAAAAACCCAAUUCGGGAAUGCCUGAAAAUCGUGUGCUAUAAUAUUUCAGUUCACUUUAAAAGGCAUUAAGAAUUAAGAAAGCAGCUGGUCUAGGGAUUCUGAAGCAGAGCUUGUACCCCCGAUAACGUAUCUUAUCAAUAAAUCAAUUGAGGAUGGAACUGUUCCUGCCUUGUGGAAAGUGGCAUGCGUAACCCCGUUGUACAAAUCUGAGAGAAAUUACUGGUUGAGAAUUAUCGACCCAUUUCUGUGUUGCCGGCGUUAAGCAAAAUUAUGGAAAGGGUGGUACACAAACAAAUGAGUGCUUACCUUGAUCGACAAGGUUUUCCACAUAGACACCCGUAUGGCUUUAGACGUGGACAUAAUACAACACAAGCUGUAGGACAAUUGAAUAACUGAGUGCUCGAAGCCGUGGAUGGGGGCAAACUCACUAGCUUGCUCUUUGUUGAUAUAUCAAUUAAGGCUUUUGACUACAUCAACCUGGGAAAACUUGAGCUCUCACGAAUGUCUGGGAGAGCUCUGGGGUGGUUUAAAUCUUACCUUACGGACAGACAGCAAAGUGUAUAUGUUAAUGGAGAGUUGUCGGAGACUUAUCAAAUUGCUCUUGGUUUUCCUUAGGGGAGUUUUUUAGGACUCCUGUUAUUUAACAUUUAUAUGAAUAGCUUACCAACAGCGGUGGAAAGGAGCUGUAUGAUAUUAUAUGCGGAUGAUGCUGAGUUGAUUUAUUCUGCGACAACACAACGCGAGUUAAACAAAAUUUUGCAACGUCAGUUUAACCUUAUUUCGGACUGGUAUACCUAUAAUAGGUUGACCCUUAAAGUUAAAAAGACGAAGAUAAUGUUUGUAGGGAGCAAAACAAUGCUGUCAAAAUUUGAGGACUUUGAUUUUUCUCGAGGGGGCGGGGGGGGAUUGGUUAUGUUUCUUCUUUGAAAUACCUCGGCUUAUCCUGAAUCAAAAAUGGAAUUGGAAAUUACAUAUUAGCAGCGUAUGGAGGAAACUUGACCAUCGGCUGUCGGUGUUUAACCGUAUUUUACAUAUGUUAGAUAAAUGAACUCGCCUAACUUAUUUUAAUGGCUUGGUGCUUCCGCACUUGGAUUACGCGCACACCAUUUGGGGAGAUCAGCCUGACUUAACAUCAUUAAUCCAGCAGCUACAGGCUUUCCAAAAUCGGUUUGCCAAGAAGAUCACGGGAGGCACGUUUUCUUCAGGCGAGGCCCUGGCAUCGUUGAAAUGGUUUCCACUUCAUGGGAGGCUCUUUGGACAGACAUCGAUGUCUUACAGUUCAGAAUGCAAUCAAGGAAGAUGCUCCACAACACUUUGAAAUAUUUAGGACCCCUUUAAGUCAGCUUCAUAAUUUCAAUACUAGGAACGGAGCUUUCAACGAUUGGGUUCCCUGCCUAUUGAACUUAAAAAACAAAUGCCGAACAUGAUUUUUAAAAGAAAUUUGAAAAGGUUUUUAUGUAAUUCUUUUUAGGUUGGCUUACGUUCUUAAUUUUUAUGCUACUUACUUUUCAUAUUUCAUUUUAGGAUUUUUAAUAUUAUAUUAGUUUUAGUAUUUUAAUUUUAAUAGAGGACCCUCCCGAAAACCACUCUUAGUGAUGGAGCCCUCCUCUUAAAAUAUGUAUUUUAUUAUUUAUUUUAUUAUAUUAAUAAUUCAAUCUUUACAAAGAGUUGAACAACCUUUACUAGUUUUUUAGCUUUAUCGUUAAGCUCUGUCAGAGCAUCCAGGUGCAAUCACAAACAAAAGCUGCAGUUGGACAAUCGCAGGAAGACUCAAAGUUUUUCUAUAGAACAUUUCCUUUCUUCAUCUGGUUGCUACGAGACGUCACUCAGGACAUUCCGGAAGAAAAUGUGUCAACAUCAAAGACAACUUUUUGA
Messenger RNA from Porites lobata, 10213 nucleotides. NCBI's taxonomy places the organism in Eukaryota, Metazoa, Cnidaria, Anthozoa, Scleractinia, Poritidae. The record is from the annotation of a GenBank genome assembly.